Messenger RNA from Rhineura floridana, 2345 nucleotides. It is a transcript of the gene HORMAD1, whose product is annotated as HORMA domain containing 1. The coding region runs from base 126 to 1298 and encodes 390 amino acids. The transcript is spliced from 15 exons. Lineage: Eukaryota; Metazoa; Chordata; Lepidosauria; Squamata; Rhineuridae. The record is from RefSeq and is a predicted model, not a curated record.
ACAUUUCUCCAGAUCCACAUGGCAACCCUUGCUCCUUCCAGGCUUCUCUGUGGAGUAAAUGAGGGAAGGGAUUUCAGUUGGGGAAACCAGUUAAUUGCAAUAACAGUUCAGAAAGAACCCGAAAUAUGGCAACUGCUCAAAAGCAAAGAACUUCUUUGAGUGCAGUAAUAUUUCCUAACAAAAUAUCAACAGAGCUGCAAUCUCUGGUAUUGGUGAAAAGGCUGCUGGCAGUAGCUGUAUCCUGCAUUACUUACCUAAGAGGGAUAUUCCCAGAAUGUGCAUAUGGAACAAGAUAUUUAGAUGACCUCUGUGUGAAAAUACUGAGGGAAGAUAAAAACUGCCCUGGCUCCAGUCAGCUGGUGAAAUGGAUGCUAGGAUGCUACGAUGCACUGCAGAAAAAAUAUCUCAGAUUAAUCGUCUUGGCGGUCUAUACCAAUCAAGAGGACCCUCAGACAGUUACAGAAUGCUACCAAUUUAAGUUCAAAUAUACUGAUCAAGGGCCAUCCAUGGAUUUCACAAGUAAAAAACAGGGAAGUAAUUCCAACAUCUCAUGUGCAGAUACUAAAAAAGCUAGUAUCUUGAUGAUACGGAAGAUUUAUGUCCUGAUGCAGAACCUGGGCCCUCUGCCUGAUGAUGUUUGUUUGACAAUGAAGCUGUUCUAUUAUGAUGAAGUUACACCACCUGAUUACCACCCUCCAGGGUUCAAAGAGGGUUAUUGCGAAGGGAUGGCAUUUGAGGGGGAGCCUAUGUACCUAAGUGUCGGUGAGGUUCCGACCCCUUUUCAUACAUUGAAAGUUAAAGUGACAACGGAAAAUAUUGACACAGCCUUAUUAAAGCCAGGCAAUGCGUUGACUUCUCCAAAGGCACGACAGCCCUGUGAUGAAAUGGAUGAAGAUUUUGUUGGAGAAAAUAGAAUGAGAAAGCAGAAAAACACAUACAGAGCUCCUCAUACCCACACUAAAGAACUUAAUUUAGUAUGUGAAGAAGAUGAAAACAUGAGAAUAGAAGACAGCCAAACUCUCUCCAUCUGUAGUUCUCAGGUGGAGCAUCUAGUUAAUAAGACAUCAGAACUUGAAGUAGCUGAGGGCAAGACAAGAAGUGGAAGGAGAUUUCAAUGCAACACAGGUGAUGUGGAAAGCAGCAGCAACAAAAAGCAGUUAGCAGCAAAGCAUCCUAUAGACACUCAGAAAAGAAGAAACUCGGAAUCAGGCAAGCCAGUCUAUCAUCUUGAAUUCUCAUCUUGUCAAGACUCAGGUCCCAAACGGAGAAAAUUUAGUGAACCAAAGGAGCGGAUUUAAUAUUGGCUUCCUAAUGUUUAUUAUUUCCACCCCCAACCAUCCAAUGUUUUUCUCUUUAUACCUAGUAGUUUGAUAUUUUAAUGGGGCUAUAUUUUAAACUGUUGAAGCCAUCAAACAUUUUUCAGUGCUUUUGUUUGCAGUCAAAUUCAGGUAUACAUGAAAUCCAGUCUCAUAACACUCAAAUGUCAUCUGUCAGCCUGGGGGUGGGGGAUGGGAUGUUGCUGUUGUCUGAAGACAUCAUAAAAUAACUGUUGCUUUGAUCUGAGGCCUGAUUUAAAUGUUAAUGGUUGACAUGCAAAAACAAAAGGUAAUCCAGGUGCCAUUUCACAUAGCCAGGCUCACAUUAAACUUGGGUCUCUCGGCUGUUAUCCAUAGAGAGUGCCUUGGCUAUGGGUCUCGUGUGCUUAAUUUUGCAUGUGCAAACAAACUAAGACAACAGCUGCAGUUUUAACUUGGGCCUGAGGAAAACUUCCUUAAGAAACUGAUAAAUUGAUUCCAACUGGAAUAACUUCACACAACACUAUUGAUGCCAUGUGAAUUAGAAGGAAAAAGCUAAAUGUUUGUAACCUUAGCCAACUUUCGCCAAGCUGGUACCAAGUUGGUUUUGGACUACAUCAUGCUGGCUGGGUCUGACAGGAGUUGUAGUCUAAAAAAGGCGAAAUGGGCACCAGCUUGGGGCAGGGUAUUGUAACUAAUAGCCUCACCCACAGAAAAAGUUAAUCACAUCUAAGUCAUGUGAAAUGAGAUGUCACAAAAUUGACUUCAGAGGCCCAUGGAUUUCAAUACCUCUUAGGCACAUCUUACUUUCUCUGGACUGGAGCUAACAAUUAACUUAUAAAGCAAUAGUUAUUUUGUUUCUUGUUACUAGAAGUGUAACACUAGAGAAAACGUUAAUAAUUUUAUGCUAUAUAAUUCUUGAAACAUAAUGGAAGUAUGACUCAAGAACAUUGAUUUCUAAUUAAAUGUUUAUAGAGGUCUGCAAUCCAUGUGCUUUGUUUUAGACCUUCCACUUUUAUAGCCACAAUAAAAUAUUUACAACUCAAACAA